AUGAAAUUCUCCCUAGGGCUCCUCGCCCUAGCCGGAACGGCCCUCUCAUGCGCCCACCACAAUGACGAAGCCAUCCCCGACGCCGAGCGCGAGGAACUACUCAAGAAAUGGGAUCAAGAGUGGUCCUUCACCGGCAUAUCCACCUUCGCGCACCUCAACCCCGUAAAAUGCCUAACCACCCCCAACGAACACUACGACAUCGCCGUCAUCGGCGCCCCCUUCGACACAGCAGUAAGCUACCGUCCGGGCGCACGAUUCGGACCCCGUGCCAUCCGCGCCGCCAGCGCGCGCCAGCUGCGCGCAACCAGCUACAACACGCGCGCAGGGAUAAACCCGUACAUGUCCUGGGCGACGAUCAAAGACUGCGGGGAUAUCCCGAUCACACCGUUCGACAACGGGUUAGCCGAGCGGCAGAUGUACGAGGCUUUCCUCGAGCUGGGGUCUCGCAAGACUCCAUCGAGCAGUGAGGGCGGAGCGCAGGGUAUUUCAGCUGGAAAGCCCAAGCUGGUCACGUUAGGCGGCGACCACAGCGUGGCGCUGCCUGCGCUGCGCGCGCUGCAUAAGAUCUACGGGAAGCCGAUAACGGUAGUCCACUUCGACGCGCACCUGGAUACCUGGAACCCCGUGCGCUACUCCGCGUACUGGCAAUCGGAGCAAACACAGUUCAACCACGGAAGCUUCUUCCACAAGGCGAGCAAAGAGGGCCUAAUCUGCCACGCGACGAGCGCACACGCCGGCUUACGCACCCGCCUAACAGGCACCGACGACAGCGAUUACACGGCCGAGGGAAGCCCCGAGCAAGAGGGCUUCAUCCGGAUCCACGCCGACGACAUCGACGAUGUGGGGCCUAUGGGCGUUGUCGAGCGGAUUCUCGCGCGAACGGGUCUCGACCCGGACCAGCCCGUGUAUCUAUCCGUGGACAUCGACGUGCUGGAUCCAGCUACUGCGCCGGGCACGGGCACGCCCGAGCCGGGCGGGUGGACGACGCGGGAGUUUAUCCGGAUCUUGCGCGGGAUCGAGGGGUUGAAUCUGGUUGGGGCGGAUAUCGUGGAGGUGUCGCCUAGUUAUGAUAAUAAGGGGGAGACGACUGCUUUGGCGGCUGCGCAGGCGGCGUUUGAGAUUAUUACGAGUAUGGUUAAGCGGGGGUCGAGGGAGGAGGGUACGAAGGAUGAGCUGUAG
This is a messenger RNA of Aspergillus candidus, 1179 nucleotides long. RefSeq names its product agmatinase. NCBI's taxonomy places the organism in Eukaryota, Fungi, Ascomycota, Eurotiomycetes, Eurotiales, Aspergillaceae. Gene Ontology annotation, molecular function: metal ion binding; agmatinase activity. The record is from RefSeq and is a predicted model, not a curated record. The transcript is spliced from 3 exons. Bases 1 to 1179 code for a protein of 392 amino acids.